AUGGCGGGUCAGGGGCCGGGUUCAGGCCUGUGUGGACGUGACAGCUGGCAUGCUCGCCGUGCAACUGCAGGACGCGGACCUCUUAUAGGCGCUUCGGAUUCUGCCCCACAUGGUGCGUCCUCUCCCCCAUUGGUGCUCCUCCAGUCAUUCUCUGCUGUGAGAUACGAAACUUUCAUCCGUACAUCCCCUUCCCCCAUCCGCCGCCCCACGCGGUCCGCCUCUCCCCCCAUUCGUGCUGCAUCAAUCAUGUGCGACCGUCAUUAUCAGCCCUGGCCCCACAAUGGCCUGCUGCAGCUGCCGGUGUUGAGUAAGCUAUUGAGUAGCCAUACUAGUUUUCCCGGUGCCUCCCCUCCCCCCCCUCUCUCCUCUUCCUCUCCCUCCCUCUCUCCCCAUCUCCAUGCCACCCCUCCAUUGCACAUGGGAUGGACGGGUCCCGACAUUCAUCCCUCCCCUCCCCCUUCUUUCUGGCCGCCCAACGUCCUGCCUCCUCUCCCCCCAUUCGUUCUCCGCUGGCCGCCCCACGUCCACGUAGUACCUCCUCUGCCCCCACUAGUGCUCCGCCAAUCAUAUGCGGCCGUAAUCAUCAGCGAUGGAGUGGUGGAGAAGCAGGGACGUGGGCGGGGGAAGAGAAGGUGGGGAGGGAAGGGAGGGGGAGCAGGGGCAGGGGCAGGAGAGGGAGAGGGAGGAGAGAGGGGGGCAGAUGGAGAAGGAGGAGGAGGAGAAGGAAUAACAGGAGGAGGUGAAGGAGGGGGAGAAGGGGGAAGAGAAGGGGAGAGUGAGGAAGAGGGGGCAGAAGUGGAGGAGGUGGAAGGGACAGAUUUCGAGGAAGGAACCGAGAAGCUUCUGAGGGAGAUGGAGAGGGAGUUGAGUACAAUCGAGCAAGUGGUUCGGGCGAGUAGCAGCAGGGGGCAGGAGGAGUUGUAG
This is a messenger RNA of Closterium sp. Naga37s-1, 924 nucleotides long. The record is from the annotation of a GenBank genome assembly. NCBI's taxonomy places the organism in Eukaryota, Viridiplantae, Streptophyta, Zygnematophyceae, Desmidiales, Closteriaceae.